AUGGAUAAUAUAGCAGCAACCGAGUCGCAAUGGCUGUCUCAGCUAGCUGCGAUGCGCCAGGCCAUCGCCGAUUUGAAGCUUCCGAAAGACCUUCCCCACGAUACGAUCAGUUAUGGCAGCGACAUGGAACUGGAUAUCGACGACGAAUACUCUUCCCCCGGAACAGUGGACGACGUCUGGGAUAUCAUCAGCUCCGAUGACGAGACAGAUAGCGGUCUAGACGACUUCCACGAAUUGAAUAAUAUUCCCUCGUCUCAAAUCACGCGCUACGAUCGGGUCUGGUUGGAAAACAGAUGUCUCGAUGUCGCGACGCGGAACCCCACCAUGGACGCAGCGGAGCUUUCGCAGCAGAUUAUUGCGACACUGGCUACUGAUAGCGACGACGCGGAGCUGCAAAUGUCUCUCGCAGAAAUCGUUGGCUUUGAUGACUUGGACUUGGUCAUUGAGCUUAUCGCUCAUCGGGAGGAGAUACUCGCGGACAAACCUCAGCGAGUGGAGGCACAGACAGAUGGGCUUGCCGCCGGGAGACUUCAGACUCGAGCGGAAAGAGAGCAAGCGCUCCGGGAGCGAGACUUUCAGCACAAGAAUACACCUUUGAUGGCGGCUCAAACUCGGUCUGAGCCUCAAUACCCCCAUGUGUUCAAGCUUCAUACGUCCGGCAACCUCCUCUCCGCCAACGGGAGGAAAUACGGUUUACCUGUGGGAAGCAGAGAAAUUGAGGAACCGAAAUAUACAGAGUUUGAGAUCCCCGCCUCCAGUGUUGGAGCAGUGCGACCGAACCAGAAGCUGGUGGACAUUGCUUCGUUGGAUGGCCUCUGCCGAGGAACCUUCAAAGGUUACAAAUCUCUGAACCGCAUGCAGAGCUUACUCUAUGAAGUUGCUUACAAGACCAACGAGAAUAUGCUCAUCUGUGCGCCUACCGGCGCUGGUAAAACAGACGCCGCGAUGCUCACUAUUCUCAAUGCCGUCGGAAAGAACACUGUCCCCAAUCCACUAGAGCAACCGGAUGCGACCGAGUUCACCGUCCAAGUGGACGACUUCAAGAUCGUCUAUGUUGCUCCCAUGAAGGCUCUUGCUGCCGAAGUUACCGAGAAACUGGGCAAGCGACUUGCUUGGCUUGGAAUCCAAGUUCGUGAGCUCACCGGUGAUAUGCAGUUGACCAAGCGUGAAAUUGUCGAGACUCAGAUCAUCGUCACCACCCCUGAGAAAUGGGAUGUCGUGACUCGAAAAAGCACUGGAGACACCGAGCUUGUGCAGAAGGUGCGGUUGCUCAUCAUUGACGAAGUACACAUGCUUCACGACGAGCGUGGAGCUGUUAUUGAGUCGUUGGUCGCCCGUACCCAACGCCAAGUAGAGAGUACCCAGUCAUUGAUUCGCAUCAUCGGCCUUUCCGCUACGCUUCCCAACUAUGUCGAUGUGGCCGAUUUCUUGAAAGUCAACAAAAUGGCCGGCUUGUUCUUCUUCGAUUCCUCCUUUCGACCAGUUCCCCUGGAACAACACUUUAUCGGAGUCAAGGGCAAGCCUGGAUCCAAACAAUCCCGAGAAAAUAUUGACACUGUGGCAUAUGAAAAGGUCCGUGACAUGGUGCAGAGGGGACAUCAAGUCAUGGUGUUUGUACAUUCACGCAAGGACACGGUCCUGACAGCUCGUAUGUUGAAACAAAUGGCUGCGGAGGAUGGCUGCGAGGAUCUUUUCAGCUGUCAUGAACACGAAGAUUAUUCCAAUGCUCUGCGAGAUAUGAAACACGCCCGCGCUCGUGAGCUCCGUGAUCUCUUUGCUAGCGGCUUAGGGACCCAUCACGCUGGUAUGAGUCGCAGUGACCGCAAUCUUAUGGAACGCAUGUUCUCGGAGGGGUUGAUCAAGGUUCUCUGCUGUACUGCUACUCUUGCAUGGGGUGUGAAUUUGCCGGCCGCAGCUGUCGUUAUCAAGGGAACUCAGCUAUACAACCCACAGGAGGGUAAAUUCGUCGACCUUAGCAUCCUCGAUGUGCUGCAGAUCUUUGGUCGUGCUGGUCGUCCACAAUUCCAGGAUACCGGUAUUGGCUUCAUCUGCACCACCCAUGACAAGCUGCAGCAUUAUCUAUCUGCCGUGACCGCACAGCAACCCAUUGAGUCGCGAUUCUCAGCUCGCCUGGUUGAUAAUUUGAAUGCUGAGAUUGCCCUGGGAACCGUGACCUCCAUUUCAGAAGCUGUGCAGUGGCUAGGCUAUUCAUACCUGUUUGUUCGCAUGAAACGUGAGCCUCGCAACUACGGUAUUGAGUACGCGGAGCUUCGCGAUGACCCAAUGUUGGUGCAGAGACGCCGACAAUUGAUUAUUCAAGCUGCGCAGACACUAGCCAAAAGUCAGAUGAUCAUCUUCAACGAGAAAACCGAAGAUCUCAAGGCCAAGGAUGUUGGUCGCAUUGCAAGUCAGUACUACGUGCUGCAAACGAGUAUUGAGAUCUUCAACGACCAGAUGCGUCCUCGCUCGGGAGAAGCGGAUGUUCUCAGAAUAAUCAGUCUAAGCGGCGAAUUCGAUAAUAUUCAAUCUCGUGACAGCGAGUCAAAGGAAUUGCAACGGCUGCGUGAUGAAGUCACCCAGACCGAGGUCGAGGGAGGAAACGAUUCCCCACACGCAAAGACUAACAUCUUGCUGCAAUCCUACAUUUCUCGUGCCAGGAUCGAAGACUUUGCUCUAGUUUCCGACAUGGGUUAUGUUGCACAAAAUGCAGCUCGUAUCUGUCGGGCCCUUUUCAUGAUCGCCCUGAAUCGCCGUUGGGGCUACCAGUGCCAGGUCCUGCUGUCCUUGUGUAAAUCCAUUGAGAAGCAGAUCUGGCCCUUUGACCAUCCCUUCCACCAAUUCGACUUGCCACAGCCUGUUUUGAGGAACCUCGACGAAAGGCUGCCCACGUCAUCGAUUGAGUCCAUGCGGGAGAUGGAACCGACUGAGAUCGGACAGCUUGUCCAUAAUCACAAGAUGGGUAAGGUGCUGUCCAAACUUCUGGACAAUUUCCCCACUUUGAGUGUGGAGACCGAGAUUGCGCCUCUGAACCGGGAUGUCCUUCGCAUUCGUCUCGCUAUCUACCCCGAGUUCAGCUGGAACGAUCGCCACCAUGGAGCUUCCGAGUCUUUCUGGGUCUGGGUUGAAAACUCGGAGACUUCGGAGAUAUACCACCACGAAUAUUUCAUUCUCAGCCGCAAGAAGCUUUAUGACGACCACGAACUGAACUUUACCAUUCCAUUGUCCGACCCACUGCCGAGCCAGAUUUACGUUCGCAUUAUCUCCGAUCGCUGGCUCGGUGCAGAGACUGUGAGCCCCGUGUCCUUCCAGCAUUUAAUCCGCCCAGACACGGAAAGUGUAUACACCGAUUUGUUGAACUUGCAGCCGCUUCCCAUCUCUGCUCUCCAGAAUCCAAUCUUGGAAGAAGUGUAUAGCCAGCGGUUCCAAUUCUUCAACCCUAUGCAAACUCAAAUCUUCCAUCUGCUAUAUCACACGUCAUCCAACGUCCUCCUUGGAUCGCCCACAGGUAGUGGAAAGACCGUGGCGGCUGAAUUGGCAAUGUGGUGGGCAUUCCGCGAGAAGCCCGGAUCUAAGGUUGUGUAUAUCGCUCCUAUGAAGGCCCUUGUUCGUGAGCGCGUGCAAGACUGGCGCAAACGCCUUACCGGGCCGAUGGGUCUGAAGCUUGUGGAGCUGACUGGUGACAACACCCCGGAUACUCGAACUAUCCGAGACGCAGACAUCAUCAUCACCACUCCUGAAAAGUGGGACGGUAUUUCUCGUAGCUGGCAGACCAGAGAUUACGUGCGCAAGGUCAGUCUUGUGAUUAUCGAUGAGAUUCAUCUGUUGGGAGGCGACCGAGGCCCUAUCUUGGAAAUCAUUGUGUCUCGUAUGAACUACAUUGCUUCCCAGUCCAAGGGCUCCGUCAGACUGAUGGGUAUGUCCACUGCCUGUGCCAAUGCCACCGAUCUGGCCAACUGGCUUGGUGUCAAGGAAGGACUCUACAACUUCCGCCACUCCGUGCGCCCAGUCCCCCUUGAGAUUUAUAUCGACGGCUUCCCUGAGCAGCGUGGCUUCUGCCCACUGAUGCAGUCUAUGAAUCGACCGACGUUCUUGGCUAUUAAGAACCACUCCCCCGAGAAGCCCGUCAUUGUCUUCGUUGCAUCCCGUCGACAGACUCGUCUCACUGCCAAGGACUUGAUCAACUAUUGUGGUAUGGAAGAUAAUCCUCGUCGCUUUGUCCGAAUGUCCGAGGACGACUUGGAGUUGAACCUCGCGCGAGUCAAGGAUGACGCCCUUCGAGAAGCUCUCAACUUCGGCAUUGGCUUGCACCAUGCUGGUCUGGUGGAGUCUGAUCGACAGCUAGCCGAGGAGCUGUUUGCCAACAACAAGAUUCAGGUUUUGGUCGCAACCAGUACUCUGGCUUGGGGUGUCAACCUUCCUGCUCACCUUGUUGUGGUCAAGGGUACCCAAUUUUUCGAUGCCAAGAUUGAAGGCUACCGUGACAUGGACUUGACUGAUGUUCUCCAAAUGCUUGGUCGUGCCGGUCGUCCGCAGUUUGACAAUUCGGGCAUUGCCCGCAUUUUCACCCAAGACUCGAAGAAGGCUUUCUAUAAGCAUUUCCUACACACCGGUUUCCCUGUCGAGUCUACACUGCACAAGGUUUUAGACAACCACUUGGGCGCCGAGGUUUCUGCCGGAACGAUAGGCACCAAGCAAGAUGCGCUUGACUACUUGACCUGGACAUUCUUCUUCCGUCGUCUCCACAAGAAUCCCUCAUACUAUGGCCUUGAAAUCUCUGCCGAAGACCAGAACACGAUGGCUGCUCAGGCUACGGCUCAAGAGUUCAUGAUUGACCUUGUUGAUAAGUCGCUCAAUGACUUGGCGGAGUCAUCUUGCGUGCUCGUGGACUCUGCGACCGGAGAAGUUGAUUCUACCCCCUUCGGCAAGAUCAUGAGUUACUACUAUCUAUCGCACAAGACUAUCCGGUACUUGAUGUCUCAUGCAAAGCGUGAGCCUACUUUCCAGGAUGUCCUGAGCUGGAUGUGCUCUGCCACUGAAUUCGACGAGCUGCCUGUCCGUCACAACGAAGAUCUCAUCAAUGCCGAGUUAGCUCAGAAUCUCCCCCUCUCCACCGAGUCCAUGGGGGACAUCCCCAUGUGGGAUCCCCAUGUCAAGGCCUUCCUCUUGCUACAGGCGUACAUGUCCCGCAUCGAUCUACCCAUUUCUGAUUACGUCGGCGACCAGACAUCCGUUCUGGACCAGGGUAUUCGUAUCAUCCAAGCCUCCAUCGAUGUGAUGGCCGAGCUUGGGUAUAUCCCCGCGUGCGAAAUGUUUGUGACUCUCCUGCAGUGCAUCAAGUCCGCCCGCUGGCCAGAGGAUCAUCCCUUGUCCAUUCUGCCUGGUAUCCCUGUUGAAAAGCCGCCUCGGGGCCUUCCAGCUUCACUCGUCAAACUCUCUUCGCAGCCCAAGUCUGCCUUCUUCGACCUGGCUAAGAAGUUCAACUUGCAUCCCGGAUUCAGCAAAGCAGCUUCUCAACUGCCGAAUGUUUCUAUCGCCGUUACCGGUAUUACUGCCAAAGGGUUGAGUGUUUCCAUCACCCGUCGCAAUCCAUCAGCAAACCAGGAACACCGCAUCUAUGCCCCCAAGUUCCCGAAGCCACAGACCGAGGGCUACUUCCUCAUUGUUUGCAGUGCCCGCCCCAAUGGCUCGGAUGGCGACUUGCUUGGCCUGAAACGAGUUUCGUGGCCAUCCUUCUCGAAGCAAAAUGGCCACUCCAAGAUCCGCGGCGGUGCUGGUGUUGGUUCUAGCCGAGGAGGAGCUUCCCACGGCAAGGGCCGGGGUGACAGUGGCCCGCUCAGCGUGCGCUCUCUAGUUAAAUUCCCAAGCGCGGCAUUCGCUGAGUCCUUGUCCCUGACCACCGGUGGUGUUACUCGGGUCAAUGUCAAGGUCAUCAGUGAUUCUUAUCCUGGCAUGCAGUGGACGCUGCUUAACGUGGAGGUUGGAGUGGCAUCGAGUGUACCGACACAGUCGGUUGAGCCGUCGUCUAGCAUGAGCCUCAAAGAGUGA
This is a messenger RNA of Penicillium daleae, 6045 nucleotides long. Its product is annotated as RNA helicase SLH1. The record is from RefSeq and is a predicted model, not a curated record. NCBI's taxonomy places the organism in Eukaryota, Fungi, Ascomycota, Eurotiomycetes, Eurotiales, Aspergillaceae. The coding region runs from base 1 to 6045 and encodes 2014 amino acids. Gene Ontology annotation, molecular function: nucleic acid binding; ATP hydrolysis activity; ATP binding. The transcript has a single exon.